This is a messenger RNA of Dermacentor andersoni, 3073 nucleotides long. Its product is annotated as glucoside xylosyltransferase 1-like. The record is from RefSeq and is a predicted model, not a curated record. NCBI's taxonomy places the organism in Eukaryota, Metazoa, Arthropoda, Arachnida, Ixodida, Ixodidae. Gene Ontology annotation, biological process: protein O-linked glycosylation via N-acetylgalactosamine. Gene Ontology annotation, molecular function: UDP-xylosyltransferase activity.
UGCUCCCAGCCAACAAAAUGACACAUUUUCGUGCAGGUGUCGCAGAUAUACGGUUUGUUCGAUUCAGAAAAGUGGAACGGCACCACAAACGGAAAGAUACAGGUGGUGCCAGUUAUGGUAUGCCGGGCAGCACCCACUCAUUGCAAGGUUCAAGGGUUCAUUGGACUGCUGCGGCACGUUGCCUUGCAGCACGUUCAUUCGAGCACGAGGGUGAAGGGUGCACCGCUGCACUGUAGAUAAUCGAAGGCCUGGGUGAAGUGCACUGUUAAGUGGUGCACUCACGAAAAAAGGGUGGUCACCUCAAUGACAGUGCGCACAAGCAUGGAGGCAAUGUCAUAUCAGCUGGGGAAGCCACAAACCCACCUCGUUGACGCAUUGCUAUUUCUUUGUUUUCCAGACACCGUACAAUCCCCACUACUGCAGGGAAGCUCUGCGAUGGCCAUACAGAGGACGGUGUAUUUGAGCAGCUACCUGCUUGUCAUUGCCGCGCUCACAGCCGUGUGCUUGGUGCUACAUGACGUCCCCUAUCUUUGGAGGCAUGCGCCGUAUCACUUUCUGAAAGCCGCGAAAUCACAGAACACACUAGCAGAUCGUGUCAAGUUGGUUGUGGUGACGUGCGACAGCGUGCUCAACUUGACUCUAGCCAACAUCAAGUCAGCUGUCGCUUUCACGGCAAUGCCAUUGGAGCUGCUGCUUUUCACCGACGAGAAGAACAGAGAGGCUUUGCAACAGAUGAUCUCACUGUGGCCUGAGAGCGUGCUGAAGCGUGUUCAUUACAAAGUGUCAGCAGUGAAGUUUCCCGAGCCUGAUUCCAAAAGGUGGCGUGGCCUCUUCCAACCUUGUUCAUCUCAGCGCCUAUUUCUUCCUAGCUUGCUGCCGGACGUGGACGCUGUGAUCUACGUGGACGCCGAUGUCCUUUUCGUAAGCCCAAUUGAGAGGCUGUGGCAGCACUUCGCAUCCAUGAACAGUUCGCACCUGGCGGCCAUGGCCCCCGAGGGUGAGGAAUAUGCCAGUAAUUGGUACCGGAACUCCGCCAGGCAUCCCUUCUAUCAACCUCUUGGUGUCAACUCAGGCGUGAUGCUAAUGAAUCUUACCCGCAUGCGGAAGUUUGGCUGGGAGGAGCACAUGAGGCCACUGCUGGAGAUCUAUGGCGAGAACAUGCCCUGGGGUGACCAGGAUCUCCUGAACAUCUUCUUUGGCACCCACCCUGAACUCUUGUUGGUGUUUUCGUGCCGGUGGAACUACCGGACCGACCAUUGCAUGCACGGAACAUACUGCACUGAGGGACCACCGGCUGUUGUGCACGGGUCACGCAACGUCUUCGCUCAGUACUCGCAGCCGGCUUUCUGGGAACUUCACCAGGCCAUGGGGGAGUACGAGCUUGGCGAAAGCCUCGGGGACACCUUCAUCGAGGUUUUCAAGGAUCGACUUAGCAAGAGUCGCAAUACUAGCUGCGGGCACGAGUUCCUCAAGCAUGUGGUUCACUGGGAGAAGACGGCACGCGCCAUCGACAAUGCUACCAACAAGACCCAACAGAAUAGAGCACAGGGUCUGGAGAAGAAUCUGAGUAGAGCAAUGUAACAAUUCAUAUUAUUUUAUUACAGUACUUCAUCGCUUGUCACGCCUAUGUUCUCACCGAGAUCAGUUAUACUUGAAUAUGCCAUGAGAAAAGAAUAGUAUUUAGUGAAAUGAAGUCUUGCGUUAUAACGGCUUCUCAUAUUUCAAACUUCUUAUAGUAUAGAGAAGGACCCCUUUGUAGCUUUCCACCUGGCUGCAAGUAAGAUAAGGGAAAUGUGAGAAACAGGAAAAUUAUUGAGCAAGCAUACUGCUAAAAUCACGCGAACAUGCUGCUAAAGAAUAAAAGACGGAGACUGUGCAUGGCUAACCCUCCGAAGAAUUUGCAGUCAAAGACUGAUUAUAGGGCCUCAAUAGGGACUCUAGAACUCGGAAAUAUUGGAUUUGGCAAUGAAUGAGCGGCUUAUUUCAAUUGCGGCCGAAUGAGCUAUGUUGACUGUGUCGUAUUCUAGCAUCGUCACUCUCCGGGAUGCUUUAUAUUGCGUAAGAUGUCAUUUGACUAGCGCUAGCAAUAACUUUCCUGGUACAGUGCCAAUCAUGAUGUCUUAUCAUCGUUUUAGAAUCGCUGUCACCCGUAAACCUGUACGGUGCAGCGAAACUUGUAGCAUCCUCGAAAGUAGUCGUCCAAGAGUAUGGGCCCAACCAUUCCAAUGUGUUGAAGCACGCUCACAUACGCUUGCCUGAGACCUUCUAAGUCCGUAUUUCGACGAUUGGUAUGCUGUCUCUACAGAUACACGAAGAUACAGACAAUGCCGUAACCUUAACUUCAUACUGUGGCAGCAUAACCGAAAUCGAGCGAGUUCCGAUAGCCUGCAGGUUUUUUUUUUUUUUUUGUUAUUGCGUGGCGCAGUUCCCACAAGCGUAAAAUAUAGUAGUGCGUUCUCUCAUCUGUGUACAAUCCUCCAUUCCAAAACUUUGUUCAAAAAAUCGUGUCCGUUGCGAGCCUGUUUUUUUCUUCGGCCAUAGUGUUCACAUAUUUUCUGUAUGAUGGCAUUAAAAGGCAUUGCCUAGCGAAAACUCCAGCUGUCAGUGUCGAUGUCACAAGUUUCUCUUUAGUGCACUACCAUACAGUGGCUCCCAAUUUAUUUAUUAUUGUGUAGAAUUAAAGGUGCGCUCAUUUUUAUCAUAUUUAUGGAAUUUCUUGAUAAUCACAAGAUUGCAUUCCAGGUGCCUGUUAGAAAAAAUGCACAAAAGUGUUGUUCCUGCAAUUUAGCUGAUUCUUGUUUUGUGACAGUUCUCUACGCAUUUCUUUGGGAUUCUCAAGUUUGUUGCAUUUAUUACUGCCACAAGAAAAAUGAAAUGCGCAGUACAGCGGUGCUAUGUGGCUUGGAGUGAUGGACGCGUGCAUUACGCGUCCGUCACUCAUUGAAGGCGUUCCAUCAUACAUGUUCCAUCAUACAUUGAAGGCGUUCAAUUACGCGUCCAAUGUGUCACUUUUACGUUUGCAGAAAAGCCCACGUUAGGGAAACCUGCAAUGUUCGAACUAGUCCUGCGGCCU